GCUGCCGCCCGACUCCCAACAUGGCGGCGGGGGGCGGCGGCCGGGGGGGCAGCGCCCCGCGCUGGGGCAGCGCCCGGGCCGCGCCGCAGGAGAAGCUGCCGGUGCAUGUGGAGGAUGCGCUUUCCUACCUGGACCAGGUGAAGAUCCGCUUUGGCAGCGACCCUGCCACCUACAACGGCUUCCUGGAGAUCAUGAAAGAGUUCAAGAGCCAGAGCAUUGACACACCUGGCGUAAUCCGACGUGUUUCACAGCUUUUCCAUGAGCAUCCUGACCUCAUUGUGGGAUUCAAUGCUUUCCUCCCUCUGGGCUACAGGAUAGAAAUUCCAAAGAAUGGGAAGUUAAGUAUACAGUCACCUUUGAACAGUCAGGUGCCCUCGGAGCCUGUCCCCAGUGCUCUCCCUGGCAGCGGGCUGUUGUUGCAUUAUUCCCAGGAGAAUUCCCACAAUCACAGUGACUGCUCUGAGGAGUUUAGGCAGCAACUUCCAUACAAAGAAGACAAAUCCCAGAUUCCUUUGGAGUCUGAUUCUGUGGAGUUCAAUAAUGCCAUCAGUUACGUGAAUAAGAUCAAGACGCGUUUCCUUGACCACCCAGAAAUUUACAGAUCCUUUUUAGAAAUCCUUCAUACUUACCAGAAAGAGCAGCUGAACACUAAAGGCCGACCCUUCCGAGGCAUGUCAGAGGAAGAAGUGUUUACUGAAGUAGCAAAUCUCUUCAGGGGACAGGAGGAUCUGCUCUCUGAGUUUGGACAAUUCCUCCCAGAGGCUAAAAGGUCUUUGUUCACAGGAAAUGGACCAUGUGAAGUGAACAGCGUCCAGAAAACUGAGCAUGAGAAGAAUCUGGAGCACAGCAAAAAGCGAUCCCGACCGCUGCUGCUGCGCCCUGUUUCUGGCCCAGCAAAGAAGAAAAUGAAACUGCGAGGUACCAAAGAUCUGUCAGUAGCAACAGUGGGGAAAUAUGGGACAUUGCAAGAGUUUUCCUUCUUUGACAAGGUUCGAAGGGUCCUGAAGAGUCAGGAGGUCUAUGAAAAUUUUCUCCGUUGCAUUGCUCUCUUCAACCAGGAGUUGGUCUCUGGCUCUGAGUUGCUCCAGCUGGUUACACCAUUUCUGGGGAAAUUCCCAGAACUCUUUGCACAGUUCAAGUCCUUCCUUGGUGUGAAAGAGCUUUCAUUUGCUUCUCCCCUGAGCGACCGGUCUGGGGACGGGAUGAGCCGGGAGAUCGAUUACGCUUCCUGCAAACGGAUCGGAUCCAGUUACCGGGCUCUCCCCAAAACCUACCAGCAGCCAAAGUGCAGUGGAAGAACAGCCAUUUGCAAGGAGGUGUUAAAUGAUACCUGGGUUUCAUUUCCAUCCUGGUCUGAAGACUCCACUUUUGUCAGCUCCAAGAAGACUCCUUAUGAGGAGCAGCUGCACCGCUGUGAAGAUGAGCGGUUUGAGUUGGAUGUUGUCUUGGAGACCAACUUAGCCACAAUACGUGUGCUGGAGAGUGUGCAAAAGAAACUGUCUCGACUGACUCAAGAGGAUCAGGAGAAGUUCCGACUGGAUGACUGCUUGGGAGGGACAUCAGAGGUGAUCCAGCGCCGGGCCAUCUAUCGCAUCUACGGUGAUAAAGCACCAGAGAUCAUUGAAAGUCUUAAGAAAAACCCAGUUACUGCAGUUCCUGUUGUUCUUAAGAGGUUGAAAGCCAAAGAGGAGGAAUGGCGGGAGGCCCAGCAAGGCUUCAACAAGAUUUGGCGGGAGCAGUACGAGAAGGCCUACCUGAAGUCACUCGACCACCAGGCUGUCAACUUCAAGCAAAAUGACACCAAAGCUUUGCGCUCCAAGAGCUUGCUGAAUGAAAUUGAGAGUGUCUAUGAUGAGCAUCAGGAGCAGCAUUCAGAGGGGAGAAGUUCAUCCACAAACGAGCCUCAUCUUAUCUUUAUCUAUGAAGAUAAGCAGAUUUUGGAAGAUGCAGCAUCUCUUAUCAGCUAUUAUGUAAAAAGGCAGCCCACUAUCCAGAAGGAGGAUCAAGCAACCAUCCGGCAGAUUGUGCAUCACUUCAUCCCUGAGCUGUUCUUCUCUCAGCCCCCCGAGCACAAUAUUUCUGAAGAAUCAACAGAUGAGGACAGGGAAAACCAUCAGGGGCAGAACCUGGAUACUCCUGAGCUACGGAAAAGACACAUGCCUGGGCCUCCAAGCAGCCCUUUGGAGGCAAAAGCCACCUUCUGUGAUGUGACAGCUGCUGAGCCCCACAACACUCUGGAUGAUGUUUACAGCCUGUUCUUUGUCAAUAACAACUGGUAUUUCUUCCUCCGCCUCCACCAGACUCUGUGCUCUAGGCUCCUGAAGAUUUAUCGACAAGCUCAGAAGCAGCUUCUGGAAUAUCGGACUGAAAAAGAGAGAGAGAAACUCCUUUGUGAGGGGAGAAAAGAAAAAACCAAUGAUCCAGCCAUGGAACUAAGACUGAAGCAACCAAGUGAGGUGGAACUGGAGGAGUACUACCCUGCCUUCCUGGACAUGGUGAGGAGCCUGCUGGAUGGGAACAUUGACCCAACGCAGUACGAGGACACUCUGAGGGAGAUGUUCACCAUCCAUGCCUAUAUUGGCUUCACGAUGGACAAACUGGUGCAGAACAUUGUCCGCCAGCUUCACCACCUAGUGAGUGAUGACAUCUGCCUGAAGGUAGUUGAGCUGUACCUGAAUGAGAGGAAGCGCGGUGCUGCCGGAGGGAACCUGUCCUCCAGGUGUGUCCGGGCAGCAAAGGAGACCAGCUAUCAGUGGAAGGCUGAGCGCUGCAUGGCAGAUGAGAACUGUUUCAAGGUCAUGUUUCUUCAGAGAAAAGGACAGGUGAUCAUGACCAUUGAGCUUCUGGAUACAGAAGAAACCCAGACAGAAGAUCCUGUGGAGGUCCAGCACCUGGCCAACUACAUGGAGCAGUACGUUGGGGUGGAAGGAGCUCCCAACAACCAGAACGAUGGCUUCCUCCUGAAACCAGUCUUUCUGCAGAGAAACCUGAAGAGGUUCCGCAGGUGGCAGUGCAAGCAGGUCAGGGCCCUGCGCAGCGAGGUGAAGAGCUCCUGGAAGAGGCUGAUUGGGGUGGAAAGUGCCUGCAACGUGGACUGCAGGUUCAAGCUCAACACCCACAAGAUGAUGUUCAUCAUGAACUCGGAGGAUUACAUGUACAGGAGAGGAGCUCUCUGCAGAGCCAAGCAGGUACAGCCAAUGGUGCUGCUGAAGCAUCACCAGCAGUUUGAAGAGUGGCACAAUCGGUGGCUAGAAGAGAACGUGAGCAUGGAGGCAGUUGAUGUGGUUCAAGACUGGCUCAUGGGAGAUGAAGACGAGGAGAUGGUGCCCUGUAAAACCACGUGUGAGACAGUGAAUGUCCACGGGGUCCCAGUGAACAGAUACAGAGUUCAGUACAGUCGCCGUCCAGCUUCACCCUGAGCAGAGACUUGUUCCUGGGACCAAGAGGAGUAGGAGCGUUGCUGGUGAAACACAUUUACUCUGAGAAUAGUGGUGGGAAUGCAAUGUAUGUAUUCAUGAUAUUUAUCCAAACAGCAUUUUACUUUGGAUUAUGUAUUUUCCAUGGCAUAGACUUGUCUCCUUGCAGUGUAAUCCUUCAGCCAUCGUGAAGAGACUUCUAAAAGCUUUAUGGGCAGAGGGCUCUGGACAUUGCCACACACUUUUUACUUGUUUCCAAGCUUUAGGCCACUGCUGACCAGCCAGCACUGGAAGGCUGAGUGAGGGAGCCACGCUCUGGGUGAACUACCACUGGUGGCUUUAUUGAAGAGAUGGAGCUGGGCUGGUGUUUGAGCAGAAAUGCUGGCAGCUGCUUCCACUUUGAAGGGUUUAAUGUUGCCUGUCUUCCUGGAUUUCUGCCGUCUUGGAGUUGCAGAACUCUUCAGUGUAACCAUCAAGUGCCAGUGGGGCUGAGAGCACCUAGCAUGGAUCACCAGCCCCCCGAGGGCUGCUUCAUUAGCCACGAGUGCUAAUAAGGCAAUGAAUGAGUAUUUGUUACUGGUGCUUUGGUGAGAAAAAUGCCAAAACUGAGAGAAGGGUGAACUGUGUGCUAAACGCUCUGGCUCUCACUUAUCAACUAAGUAUUUUGGAGCAUGAAUGAAGGGGAAGAAGCUCUCUGAGCUGCCGUGCCCCUCUGCAGGUGUGCACCAGAUCCCACAGGGUGGCUUUGUGACCUCCUGCAGCCUCUGCCUUUCCAGACCUGGAACUGACCUCCUGCAGCCUCUGCCUUCCCAGACCUGGAGCUGCUCGGAGCGUGUGCGUGGGGAGGAAUAUCCCUCUCGAGGCCUGGCCUGUUUUGUUUGUAUUGUGCAUGUUGAUUUGGCAGCCUCUGGAGACUUGGCUUUCCUGGUGCAUGCCCGGACUCGGUGGUUCUGCUGGGUUGUACCACCUCAGUCGCAUCAGCAGAUGGAGCUCACGCAGCACAGGGUUUGCGCUGGAUCUGAGGCUUAUCCCAAAUCCUUGGCUGUUUCUGCUGAGUGAGCACAGACGCUGGGAUUGCAGUGACACAUGGAAAUCUGUAACGGGCAGUGUUAGAAUCCAGCCACAACCAUUGUAGACAAGCUAUUCCACUGAAUCAUCUGUGCUUCUAUCUAAGCUUUUUUGAAAUGAACCCUAGCAAAAAACCCACCCUGAACCAUGCAGAAGACAACGUGAAUUGUCUGACUCAAUCUGUUGAAAAAAUCAAGACCAUUUAGUUGUGUCUGUCCUGCAGCCCCACAGUGACUUUGCUCUUGUUUUUCAGGGGCCAGGGGCAAGCACACUGUCUGUCCAUGGAGUAUAUUAAAGCAUAAUGUCUUGAGGCAGGUCCAGCCUCCUUUCAGCUCUGCUUCCAUCUUCUUUCCCUGGCUUUUGGGGGAAUAACCCCUCCACCCUGAUAUUUUUCUGUGGCUUUGGUUUUUAGGUUAUAAUUUCUGUCAGACCUAAGUAGCAGCCUGUAGGAUUUGUCCUGGGUUAUUUCCACUGUACAACAUUUGGUUUUGCAAUUGUCUCACUUGACAGUAGAAAAAUUGGCCUUUGGGGUAUGUUUAAUAGAAAACUGUGCUGACUUCUUUGUGUUUUUUUGCAAAAUUAUCUCUAGGAGGGAUGGAGGGAGGCCAGUCUCUGGCAUUCCUGGCCACUUGCACAACCACUGCCAGCAGAGGACUUUUCAUCAAGAACUCAUGUUCUUGUUGUCUGGGUCUUUGUUAAAUUUUGGUUACUGAAACCAUCUGAACGUUCUUCCCCUGUGCUAAAAGUGAUUAAAGACACUGACCUCGUGGCUAUGGGAGGGCUGGGUGGGGGAGUGGGGGGACAAGCCCAGUGCAAAGCACAGAAAAACCCCCUUUUGCUUCCAGACAGCUCAACAAAAUGCACCUCGGUCCUGUCCACCUCUCUGCUGUCUUCCAGUGGAGAUGACAACUGUGCCAAAUUUUAUGGUUUUAUGAUACAGAAACAUGUUUCCUAGAAAAUAGGUUGCAACUUGUGGCUUAAAAUGCAUUUGACUCCAAGUGUACCACGGUGUCACGCGCCCGCGCGCCGUCCUGCUCCAUCUCCCCCUUUUUAAGUGUACUUCAGGUAUUUUUAAGCAUCCUUAUUUUGUAAACCUUAAUUUAUAAUCUGGACAGAUUAAGACAUUCACUCUUUGUAGUGCUAUUGUCUCAGAAAGGGUAGUAGCACACGAUGUGAAUGGCACGAGCAGGCAGUGCAGGUUGCAGAGGGGCUUGCUGAUGUCUGAGAGUUCCAGCUGUGUGAUCUGCUAGAUUCAAGAGUUUGUUCUUCCAUUUUUUUGAAGGAUCUUUGCUUUUUUGGGCUUGUAAGUGCUUUGCCAGCUCUUUGAAUGUAGUUUUGUUGGUUGUUUUUUCUGUGUGUUUUUUUUUUUUUAAUAUAUUUAUUUGCACAUUCAAGUAAAAUAAAAUAUUGAUUUUAAAAAUCA
Apus apus (common swift) is the source of this 5907-nucleotide messenger RNA. RefSeq names its product SIN3 transcription regulator family member B (gene SIN3B). Gene Ontology annotation, cellular component: chromatin. Gene Ontology annotation, biological process: negative regulation of transcription by RNA polymerase II. The record is from RefSeq and is a predicted model, not a curated record. Gene Ontology annotation, molecular function: transcription corepressor activity. The coding region runs from base 21 to 3419 and encodes 1132 amino acids. The transcript has 19 exons. Lineage: Eukaryota; Metazoa; Chordata; Aves; Apodiformes; Apodidae.